AUGGAAGAAAAUAUUGAAAUCGCACAAGUCAUGGACCAUUCUCGACAGAAAACAAGUGAGGUAACAUUUAAUUCUGGAAAUCUCGUGACAUCAUGUUCUUGCAAAUUGUUUGAGAGAUUGGGGAUUUUAUGUAAACAUGCAAUAUGUGUUUUAAAUGCAAGACAAGUUACAAAGAUUCCAGAGUACUACAUUCUUGAUCGAUGGACAAAAGAGGCAACCAAAAGGCCAAUUUUUGAUAUGCAUGGUAACUUCCUUGAAGAAUGUAGGAAGAUGAACACAACAACUAAAAUGUUAGGGGAAGUCUGGUCAGAGAUUUUUAACUGUGUAGGCCUUGCAGAGGGAAAUGAGGAAAAUUUGCAACAAUUUCUCGAUAAUCUUAGAGAUAUUAGUAAGAAUUUGGUAGAAAAAGGAAAGUGUGUGCCAAUGACAAAAACUCAAGAGAUGGAGCUUUUUGUUGGUCCUAGUGCGUCUUCUAACCUCAAUAUCCAAAAUCCAAUACCAUCAAAGAAUAAAGGCAAGAGACAUAGAAUAGUAGGAGAAAAGGAGGCAGCAAUUGAGCAAAGUCAGAAACCCAAAAGAAAAUGUAAAGCUUGUGGGGCAUAUGAUUAUCACGAUAGUCGUAACUGCCCGAACAAAACUACAACCUAA
Spinacia oleracea (spinach) is the source of this 648-nucleotide messenger RNA. RefSeq names its product protein FAR1-RELATED SEQUENCE 1-like. NCBI's taxonomy places the organism in Eukaryota, Viridiplantae, Streptophyta, Magnoliopsida, Caryophyllales, Amaranthaceae. The transcript has a single exon. Bases 1 to 648 code for a protein of 215 amino acids. Gene Ontology annotation, molecular function: zinc ion binding. The record is from RefSeq and is a predicted model, not a curated record.